UAUCAGAGAUAUCACUCAUUCCUCUGAGUUGUUCGUGCCGCAUUGGAAUAUUUUUUUUUAAAUUCUAUGGGUAUUCAAAUCACUGAAACGAAAACGCAUCGUUUUUGAUUUUAUGAUUACUGUCCCGUCCGUUUCUACCGUUAAAUACGAACUUAGCACUUGAACCAUUGUAUAAACCAUUCAAAAUCUCAAUCGCAAUGUCAGCAGAACCAACCGUGAACGGAAGCGGCAGUCCCGAGGAGCAAACCGAUGGUGUGGACGACGUGAACUCCAAAAAAAUCAAUAAGUACGACAGUGGAGCAGCCGAUCUAGAGAAAGUAACCGACUAUGCCGAAGAAAAAGAAGUCAUCUCGACUGACGACAUCUCUGGGGCCAUGACCAUAAUCGGCGAUCGAAGGUUAAAAGAAGCAGCAGACAAAAUAGCCAAAGAAAAAGAAUUACAAAAAGUUUCUAUUAAGAAGUCUGAUGUCGAGCUUAUUAUAAGAGAAAUGGAAAUAUCGAAAACGCUGGCCGAGAGAACGUUGAGGGAAUGUCACGGAGAUGUGGUCGAAGCCUUAGUGGCUCUGACAAAUUAAAAAACGAAGAUCGAGAUUGCAUUUUUCUAGUAAAAAUAAAAGAUAAAAAAAAAAUCAAUAAAAAAUAUAUGAAACGCUGUAAAUAUCAAAUCAUGUGUUCGAACGACGUAAGCAAAUAAAAUAUGAAAAAAAAGAAAAAAAAAAAACACGUUUAACGCGAUUAUCCGGAAUAUUGUGUACCUAAUGUGUUUUCAAAUAUACGUUUAUUUUUACUCCCA
This is a messenger RNA of Sipha flava (yellow sugarcane aphid), 793 nucleotides long. Its product is annotated as huntingtin-interacting protein K. Bases 198 to 575 code for a protein of 125 amino acids. The record is from RefSeq and is a predicted model, not a curated record. Gene Ontology annotation, biological process: protein stabilization; negative regulation of apoptotic process. Lineage: Eukaryota; Metazoa; Arthropoda; Insecta; Hemiptera; Aphididae. The transcript is spliced from 3 exons.